CCGGCAAGAACAGCUCCCGCCGGCCAGUCAAGAGCGGCGCAAUGCCUCCUUCCCUGCACCCUCCCCACCCCCACUCCCACAAGCUCAAGCGGCGCAGCCACCCGGCCGCCAUGGCCAAGAAGGGCCUGGUCGCCAUCCUCUACAAGUUCCGCGACGUGCACCGCCCGCCGUCGUCGCCGCCCUCACCCUCGCCGUCGCCGUCGACCCCGUCCGCGCACUACGCCCAGCGCUGCUACCCGCCACCGCCGUCCGCGUGGCCGUGGCCGUCGUGCCGGCACCCGCGCACCAGCUCGUUCCGCGGGCCCAAGGACGCCGCCGCCGCCGCCGCCAUGUUCCGGACCGCCAACACCGUCUACGACACGGCCUCGGAGCAGUUCCUCCGGCGCUCGUCCAUAGACGAGGCGGCGUGCAUCGACCAGAGCCCCCUGGCGUUGCCCGAGGAGGCCGCCGCGGCGGAGCAGGUGGAAGAGGAGGAGAAGGAGAUGCAGCUGCGCGAGACGGCCGUCGUGCGCGGCGUGCGGUCGGAGCGGCUGUUCUUCGAGCCGGCCGGCGCGGAGUUCUUGCCCAAGCAGGAGGCGGCGCCGGCGAGAGGCAAGAACGAGGCGGCCGCCGUGGUGCGCGUCAAGGACGAGGAGUCAGCGACCGCAGCGGCACCCGACAAGAACGAGUCGGCGGCGGAGGUGAAGGGCGUCGCGGUGGUGGUGACGGUGGAGUCGAAGGAUCCCUACCGCGACUUCCGGGCGUCGAUGGCGGAGAUGGUGGCGGCGCACGGGCUGCGGGACUGGGAGGCCCUGGAGGAGCUCCUGGCGUGGUACCUCAAGCUGAACGCCAAGGGCGUCCACGCCGCCAUCGUCGGCGCGUUCAUCGACCUUCUCGUGAGCAUGCAGCCGCAGGCGGCGGCGUCCCCGAUGCCGAGCCCGCCGUCGCUGCCGUCGCCGUCGCCCUCGUCGUCGUGCAUCACGUUCGAGGAGUACUCGUCGGCGACCUUUGACGAGGAAGAAGGCAAGAGCUGAGCUGAGGCUGAGGAGUUCAGUUUUUUUUUUUUUUAAAAAAAAAAAAGUUCUGGUCUCGUUCAGAGAUGGCAGUUUUUGUGAAAUAUUCUGUGUGCCUGUGGAGGAAUGGAAGGUGAGGCCUGAAUGUAGCCAUGGAUGUAUGUACAGUUGCUAAAACUAGUUGAUGCUGACCAUCAGAGUAGAUUAAUGCCUAAACAACUACUAAUCGAUAGUUUUUUAUUUUGCAUUUUUAUUUGUCCUUUUGAUGCCUGCCCCGUGUGUUGGACUAGACUAACUCUGAAGCAUGUUCCCUCUA
Messenger RNA from Setaria italica (foxtail millet), 1308 nucleotides. RefSeq names its product transcription repressor OFP13-like. Lineage: Eukaryota; Viridiplantae; Streptophyta; Magnoliopsida; Poales; Poaceae. Gene Ontology annotation, biological process: negative regulation of DNA-templated transcription. The record is from RefSeq and is a predicted model, not a curated record. Bases 42 to 1013 code for a protein of 323 amino acids. The transcript has 2 exons.